This is a messenger RNA of Megalobrama amblycephala (Wuchang bream), 4358 nucleotides long. It is a transcript of the gene pdlim4, whose product is annotated as PDZ and LIM domain 4. Gene Ontology annotation, cellular component: stress fiber; Z disc; adherens junction. The transcript has 7 exons. Gene Ontology annotation, biological process: muscle structure development; actin cytoskeleton organization; heart development. The record is from RefSeq and is a predicted model, not a curated record. The coding region runs from base 72 to 1121 and encodes 349 amino acids. Gene Ontology annotation, molecular function: muscle alpha-actinin binding; actin binding. NCBI's taxonomy places the organism in Eukaryota, Metazoa, Chordata, Actinopteri, Cypriniformes, Xenocyprididae.
AGCACUAGUUUUAUUAAAGUGUGAAUGAGGAUAGAGCAGUUGUUCUGCUGUGGAUACUGUUUGAAUCAAAUAUGUCUCACACUGUGACUCUCACCGGUCCCUCGCCGUGGGGUUUUCGUCUGGUGGGUGGACGGGACUUCAGCACACCGCUCACCAUUUCCAGAAUAACACCUGCGAGUAAAGCAGCGCUGAGCGACCUGUGCCCUGGAGACACCAUCCUAGCCAUCAAUGGAGAAAGUACAGAGACCAUGACACACAUGGAGGCUCAGAACCGCAUUAAAGCCUGCACAGAUCAGCUUGUGUUGGUCAUCAGCAGAUCUGGAAAGGUUUGGUCUCCAACUGGAAUAGAAGAAAACAAGACAAGUCCAUACACCGGAAUACUGGAGUCUGAGUCACAGACCUUCCGACCAAUCAGCAGUGGCUAUAGCCCCACUCCCAAGAGUCCAUCCCCCAAGAGUCCCAUUACAGGCGGUGUGCCCUACAAUAACGGCAACUCGAGACCUAUGUACAACAAUCCAGCCGGACUGUAUUCACACAAUAACGGCAACAGUGCCCUGCCCAAGCAGAUGGCAGGCCUCAGCCUGGGCUCUCCUCACAGUUUCAGCCCUGAACCACCAAUGAACUCAUCAGGCAACCCCAAUGGUUUUGACACACAGUCAGACGUCUACAGGAUGCUUCAGGACUAUGAGGAACCUGUGUCAGCUCCCAAACAAUCCGGCUCCUUUAAAUACCUGCAGGGAAUCCUGGAAGCUGAGGAUGGGGGGGUCUCACCGGUGGACAGACAUGGGGUAAGAGGCUUGCGUUCCCCUGUCAAGUCCCCCGUGCCAAAGCUGGGCAGCCCCAUAACGGCUCCUCUGGCGCCCAUCGCCGGCUUACAGAAGCUGCCUCAGUGCACACGCUGUGGAAAUGGCAUUGUGGGAACCAUUGUGAAGGCCAGAGACAAGCUCUAUCAUCCUGACUGCUUCAUGUGUGAUGACUGUGGGCUGAAUCUAAAGCAGAGAGGAUAUUUCUUCAUUGAUGAGAAUCUGUAUUGCGAGACCCACGCCAAGGCUCGUGUGCAGCCUCCUGAGGGCUAUGACGUGGUGGCCGUGUACCCCAACUCCAAAGUGGAACUGGUCUAAUCAUACACACUCUUUAACCCAACACACACACACAAGUUUUCGUUGAGGAUUCAGCUUGGCAAAGUGGAAAUGAGAAUAACAAACUGAAAUGUCUCCUGAAGCUCUUUUUCAGUCCCUGCUCAACUUUAUCCUGGACUCACGUUCUGUAGUUUGUUAACCUGCAGUUAACCUCGUGCUGAAAUUGAGCAGCUGUUUUGUAGGUCAGCAGCACUUUUUCCUAGGUUAGGCAGCCUUUCUAACAUUCUUACAGAGCAGUUCUGGUGUUGUUUUAAGAAGAAAUUGAAAUGUAAGAUAACUGAAUAGACAAAACAACAUGGUCCAGAAGAACAUCUGUUCAGUGGCACACCAACGAUUUAUUUUUCUGAAUGCUGUGGUGAACUGAGGUGCUCAAAAAGGCCACGAAGAAUGUCUCAAGCCAUGUGGAAAAUGGAAAUGGUACUCAUUUAUUCAGAAAGUUUGGGACGGUAUGUUUAUUCUUUGGCUAAGAAGCCAAGCUGUGUGUUUUUUUUUGUCGAUGAGCUAGCUUCCAUCACCACAUCCAGCUUUAUCUUUGUUGUAAACUGAAGAAAAGGAGGAAAACUGAUUUCAUGAAUUUUAUUUGAUUGCCUUUGAGCAGAUUUAAGCUUGAAACAUGCUAAAUGCAAGUAUGUGAAUGCGAUUUGACAUGCAAUUGCUUUCCUAAAAGUGUCAAAACAUGAUUUUUAUUGCAACUAUUCUUUCACAUCAACUACCAUCAUGGUAAAGCAACAGUUUGUAGAGCGUCUUGCUGAAUCAGAGGCCACACAUACCAAUCUUCUUUUGCCUAUUCGUUUUCUGUUUAAAGCUAGCUACCUGAAAACGUUUGGUUUAAUGGCACAGACAUUUCUAGGUGACUCUAUCACAAGUACUGAUGUAACGCAAAUGCAGAAAUGCAUUUUAUGUUGAAGAGUUGAAAUGGGUUGGCCAAGCAUUUGCGACUGCGUUUGCAUAUUUGUGUACAGUAGAGGGAGAGUGGGGUAAGAUGAGCCAUUUUUUACUUAUGUGGUCCUCAAGAUAAGAGAAAAUGAGGCAGAAGUACAAUUAAAGUAUCUAAAGUAAUUUUAGAAUGUUCCUAUCAUUUUAAAUGAUCAGAAUGCAUCUAUAACAAAGGGUUCGACAAAUAUGGCUUCUUAUAAAAAAGUGUUCCUGUGGCUCAAUUUACCCCAGGUUAGGGGUAAGUUGAUCCAAGUCAAUGGGUAAGUUGCACCAUCUGGGUGUAAACUGACCAUCUAACUGAAUCUGAAUCAAAGCCACGUGAAAUUUAACUACAGUGCCUUAUGGUGGGGUAAGUUAAAACGCUGGCUCAAUUUACCCCACAGCAUUUGACUCACUUUGCCCCAUAGCUGCCAUUUUGGACAAAAUUAGCUAGCUUACCAUUUCAGGUUAAUAUUUAGCUAAAUGAUUUGCAUGGUUUUAUAAUGUUACUAAAUUACCAAUAUGCAUCAUAAAUUGUAUUAGACCUGGAUUAAUUAGUUUUAAUAACAGCCAUUACAUCUGUUAUGUUAAAAUUUUACUUUGACAAGCCAAAAACUGUUUUUAAAGUAAAUGGCUGCCUUCCACUCCUCCCAUGUGCUUCUCCUUUUCAUAAUCUGGCAGAAAUGAUAGGUGGUUCCAAAAUGUAUGGUCACAUGACAAUAAAAGUGUACGGAUUGCAGAGAUACAGCACUGGCUCAUCUUACCCCACUCUCCCCCUAUGUAAUUUAAACUAGAUUUAUUUUGAUGGUGUGGAUGACUUCUUCAUGUAAAACAAAACCAGAAUAGUAAAGUAGAUAUGCUUUUAUUUUUUUGGCUUUUCUUUAUCUGGUGAUGCUUUUGUAAAUUCUGUUUAAAAAAAAAAAGAGAGAGAGAGAGAGAGAGAAAUGUUUGUUUUUCUAGUUUUUAUGAAUGAGAUAUAUGUGUGGGUUUUGAAAACGUUUAACACAUAACUACUUUGUUGUAUUAAGAGUCUUCUGUAAAUAAUUUGAAUGCUAACAGUUCAUCUUUUAAAAUAAUGACAGCGAAUGGAAAAGCAAAAACAUAAAAAGGAAUUCUUGAGCAAGGAGAUACUUGUCAUUCCAAACGUUCUUUCUUCUGUGGAACACAAAGAAAUAAUUCUCAUUCUAGAAAGUAUUAUAAAAGUAGUCCAUAUGACUGCAAGUCUUCUGAAGCUAUAUGAUAACACUGUGUGAGGAACAGACCAGAAUUGAAGCCAAUAAUGUGUUGAGGCAGUUUGACUCGCAUUUGAUUUUCAAGCUUCUUGAAACACUGGUUUAGCCAAUGGUCUCAAACUCAAUUCCUGAAGGGCCACACCUCUGCACAGUUUUGCCAGAGAUUUUAUAUUAUAGGGAGAUGAGAGGGUCUGUAUCUCUUACCAUUGGAGAAAGCGUAACGGAUAACUCGACAACGGUGUUUUGGGGGCCUGAAAAUGCAAACUUUGAAAACAGGUUUCAGAGUGCAAGUUUUUGAAAACGAUACCAUUAUCGGUAUUUACUGCAUAAAUUGCGAAUUUGUGAAAAUGUCAUGCACGUGCGAAUUACGUGUUCAGUCUAUAGGCGCGUAGUUUGUUUACAAAGUGACAUCGCCAUCUACUGGCCUGGCAGCAGAAUACAGCGUUUUUAGUCGCAAAGAAAACUUCCAGUUUUAGUACAUCAUUGUUGUGUAAACAUACAAUUAAUUUCAGUCUGUUCUACAAUCAUGAAGACUUUGAUUAUCUGGAUUGGGAUAGGAUUGGAGCUGAACUCUGCAGAAUUGAGGCCCUCCAGGAGCAGGAUUGGGCACCACUGUACUAAGCGGGUCCACAGAAGAAAGAAAGUCAUGCAAGUUUGGAAUCACAUAGGCCAGGGGUGGGCAAAUCUGGCCCUCAAGAUCCAUUUUCCUGCAGAGUUUAGCUCCGAACCUAAUCAAAUACAACUGUACCAGCUAAUCAGGGUCUUCAUGAUUACUAGAAAGCUACAGGCAGGUGAGUUUGAUCAGGGUUGGAGACAAUCUCUGCAAGAAAGUGGACUCAAACUUGCAUUAGGCAGAGUAAAAGAUUGUAUUACAUUUGUUCACAUGUAAUGUGGGGCAGGGAUCAAAAAAGGAGAGCAAAAGCAUCUCCCUGAGCUCCUGUGGAUGUGUUUUCAUACUGGUGCCAAGUUACCGUUUUCUGUUUUCCUUCUGUCACAACAAACCCGUAUGCUUUCGCUUAUCAGAAUCGCUCUACAAGAGUGACCAACAUUAAAAUCUUCCACUCUCACUGCA